AUUCUUCCACCUGGGAAUUGUGGAGGAAGCGAAUGGGACAGCAAGGGAGAAGGGCGGACAAGGGUCAAAUGGAGGAGGCAAGAUUAGGACCGCGAGGGGGAAAGGAAGAGACAAAGGGAAGGGCAAGCGGGAGGGAAGGAGCAGAGUGCAUGGAGACGACGAGAGGAGUGAAGACAAGAGGCUGCUACAGCAGGUGCUCACGGAACUGCUGCCGCUCGUGCAGAGGAAGUUUCCCAUCGUGCGCUGCACUACCGAUGCGGAGUUCAUAGUGGAGUUUGCCGGGCAUGUGGUGCAGCCUCCUGCAUGCGCUCAGUGCAAGCAGUGCCUUGCUGUCUACAGCCGUCGCAUGCCCUUCCUCAUGGUCGUCACCAACUACGCCUACCGACCUGCCACCACCCUUUUCAACCGCUUUGUAUCCAUCUUCCCGCCACUCUCUCCCGAAUUUGAGCGGCUCACUGUUAGUUUGGGUCUGCCGACUUUCCUUGCCGGCAUGCCGGGCUUUCUAAGGCUGCGAGACGGAGAGGAAGAGGACGACAGGUUCUGGGAGGAGGUGCAGAUGUGGUGCCUGGCGAUGCUGUUUGCGUGGACGGGCGGCAUGAAGCUCGAGGCCGACGCCCUGACUGACACGUGCAAGGGCAGACAGGGGCUGUCCUCCGCGCAUGGACCGGAAAAACGAUUUUUUGCAACUGAGAAGGGGCAAGAUUUGUUCAGAAGGGCUACCAUACCCAGGUUCUGUGAAGACAUGCAGGAUGAGAAUGGGCCUUCUGAAGGUGCCCGUAGCAGCAACAAUCGCAGCGGCAGCUGCGGGAGCAACAGCUCAAGUGACAGACGAGGCAGAAAGAGCGGGAUCCAGGGGAGUGGGGGGGUUGAUGGGAUGGCCGAUGAGGGGGGGGAACCGGCUUACCUGAAGGCAUGGCCAGGAGGAGUCAAUUUGGUGGCAUGUCUGCGAGAGAUACUGCUAGGGGUGUCGUGCUACCGCCUUGCCCCCCCUGCUGCCCCUUCCACCCCUGCUGGUGGGAAGAAUGUGUGCGGUGCUGUGGGGUGUGGAAGGGUGGAGGAUGGCGGUGUGAAGCUGAGGAGCUGCAGUGGGUGUGGCAAGGUGGCGUAUUGCCGCAGAGAGUGCCAAAAGGCGCACUGGCCCUCCCACAAGCUCACAUGCCCCGGCAAGACAAGCGGCAGGGAUGGUGGCAGCAGCAGCGGAAAGGUGAGGGCAAGGGGAUUGGCAAGGCGAGUGGCAAGGGGAGUGGUACAGUGA
This is a messenger RNA of Closterium sp. NIES-65, 1255 nucleotides long. The record is from the annotation of a GenBank genome assembly. Lineage: Eukaryota; Viridiplantae; Streptophyta; Zygnematophyceae; Desmidiales; Closteriaceae.